Messenger RNA from Bicyclus anynana (squinting bush brown), 1908 nucleotides. Its product is annotated as solute carrier family 22 member 21-like. Gene Ontology annotation, molecular function: transmembrane transporter activity. Gene Ontology annotation, biological process: transmembrane transport. The transcript is spliced from 9 exons. Gene Ontology annotation, cellular component: membrane. Lineage: Eukaryota; Metazoa; Arthropoda; Insecta; Lepidoptera; Nymphalidae. Bases 158 to 1837 code for a protein of 559 amino acids. The record is from RefSeq and is a predicted model, not a curated record.
UUUAAGCAAACAGUUUAUUAGUAUAAAUUUUGAAGUAGUGAAUUGCUCCAUAAAACUACAUUUUGGAUACUUGGAUACAAGUUGUUAAAACGGCGAAUCUAGUAGGCUGGGUGAAUGACAUGAAUACAAAUCGUGCAUUACGUCCUCACCGCUUGGAAUGUCAAUUAUCGGAACAGUGCACGAAGAUGUCACUACAGACGUCCUGGGUCACAUAGGCACGUGGCAGUGGCUGGUGACGUUCGUAUCUGCGACCCUGUCAGUGCCUUCAAUGCUCAACCAGUAUGAGGACAUGUUCCUGCUGGCGCCGCCUCGAGGCGUCGAAUGCUUUGUCUCUGAUGCCUCAUCAAUAUUUAACACGAGCCUCUGCACCUUCACUGUUCUAAAUGGCACGAAAGUGCAGCGAUGCAACGCGUGGCAUGUUAAGUUCCUUUGGGUAAUUUGGAUUAAAAAGUCGUGGCUGAUAUUCUGCGAUCCCAAGAUAAAAGCAUUAUCAACAACAAUCAUUUGCAGAUUAGGCCUUGUAUUUGGCUGUAUCAUUUUUGGCCUAGUUGCAGACAGCUUUGGAAGAAAAUUAGCAAUUACCAUAGACGUCAUAGCAGAACUUGGAUUUCGUCUGAUAUUAACGUUCUGCAAUUCAGAGAGCUGGUUCCUUUUGGUGAUUUUCUUAAGAUCUCUGUUUGCAAGCGCUAAUAUUUACAUGGGCAUUAUAUUAACAUGUGAAAUAGCCAGUGUCUCUUGGCGAACUUUAUUGAACACAAUAGUUUCGAUUCCACGGAUGUUGGCGACCGUGUGCGCAGUGCCAUUAGCAAACAGUGCACCUAAUGCCGAGACUUUCAACUUUAUCGCCUGCUUGUUUAGUGCUUCUAUACUCUUACUUCUCAGAUGGACCCCAGAAUCACCGCAGUGGCUACUGUAUAAUAGAAGAAUUCCUCGUGCUGAGAAAAUUUUAGUGGAAGCAGCUAAAGUGAACGGUAUCGAACUUUGCAGCGAUUUUAAAAUAAGACCUGUAAAUCAUAGAGCAUACCAUUGUUUGGAUGAAAGUUGGGCUUGCGUCAACAUACUAACUACGCAUAACAUUAAAGUUUUAUCGUUAACAAUUUUAGUAUUCUGGGCAUUGUAUUUAUUCCUGUACAGCUCUUUAUACAUAAGGAUACAGUAUAAGCAACCGAACUAUGGCUUGUUAAAAACGUUUUGUUUUAUUAUUGCCUUGGGACUUUUAAAUUGGUGUUUAUCGAAGAAUUUUAAAAUGAAAACGUUAGUGCAAAUGGAUUUAGCAAUCAUUGGAUCUUCUAGUGUUGCUCUAAUUCUUAGUAAUAUGUUUGAAUUUCAUAUUUCACCAAUAGCUAACGUCAUAUCGCCUUUAGCACUGGCCGCAAUUGUAAUUGUGCAUGGCCUAAUGGUCAACAUAACGCCUCGGCUGUUUGCCAUCAAUAUUCGAGCCACAUUACUUGGAUGCUGUCACUCUGUUGGACAUCUUGGUAGUUUAAUAUGCUGCGUCAUUGUAACAUUUCAAGUAAUGAAUGAUCAAACGCUGAUGUUCGUAGAAGCUGGACUGGUGCUACUUUUAAUUGUUGUGUGCAGUGUUUUACCCGAUGUCGAUGGAAGGGAAAUGCCAGAUGUUUUGGAAGACAUGGAUUAUUUCUCAGAGUUGUCAAAACCUCUACGUUGGGCGUCCCAAAAGACCAAGUAUCCAUCACGAGAAGAGAUUGAAUUGAGAGUAUAUUCAUUUGGCAGCGCAAAACCCAACCCAUUGAACGACAGCGAUGAUCGACCCCCUGCUAAACGAAUAGGAUGGUUACACAUUGAGCAGUUGUUUCGAAAAUUGCGGAAGACGUAGAAUUUAGUUCACUAUGAAAUAAAUGUAUUAAGACUGAUAGAGGUAGUUUUUGUUGCUAUUAUUUUUCGAGA